ACCACCUCAAGGAUGGCUCGGUGCCAGAUCCAAUCAGUCCGUCAAAGCCCUGAAAUGGUUAGCCUGGCAAGAACACCUGUUACAACAUACCGACCAAGGCGAUUGUAUCCAUACCGUACGAAACGGAGGCGAAGUCCGCCUAGCCAAUCACCUCGUCGACGGUUACGAUCCCACUACUAGAACCGUCUACGAAUUCCACGGAUGUCUAUGGCACGGGUGUCCUCGAUGUUUCCCAAUCAACCGAGAGAGAUAUCCCAUCUAUCACACUGAUCGCACUCUACAGGAAGUCUACGAGUCCACGCUCAAGAAACAUGCCCUUCUCAGGCAAUGCGGCUACCAGCUACACGUCAAGUGGGAAUGCAAGUGGGACCUGGAGGUCAAAACCGACCCAGAGCUCCGCCAGUUCCUAGACGCGUUCCAAAUCGUCAAACUGCUCGAGCCCCAAGAAGCCUUCUUCGGAGGUUGUACGAACGCCGUCAAACUGCAUCACGUGACCAACGUGACCCAAGGAGAAAAAACCAAGUACGUCGACGUGACGUCGCUCUACCCAUGGGUCAACAAGGAUUCCGAAUACCCCGUAGGACAGCCACAAGUCAUGGUCAACCCCGAAGAUAAAGACAUACACCACUACUUCGGAAUGGCCAAAGUGGACAUACUACCUCCUCACUAA
This is a messenger RNA of Orbicella faveolata, 670 nucleotides long. RefSeq lists its product as uncharacterized. NCBI's taxonomy places the organism in Eukaryota, Metazoa, Cnidaria, Anthozoa, Scleractinia, Merulinidae. The record is from RefSeq and is a predicted model, not a curated record.